GAGAAGAGAGCUCUGAAGAUUCAAAUCAAAUUAUUGAAGAUGGAUGUUGCAAGUGUUCUCUGUAUGAAUCCUCUGGGAGAUGGGAAGAAGAGCUACGCCAAUAAUUCUCUUCUCCAAAGAAUAAUCAUAUCAAAAUCCAAGCCAUUUCUAGUAGAAACCAUAAGCAAUAUGGUAAGGCCGAUGAGGAGUAAGAGCAGUGUUAAUGGCAGUUGGCCGGCUUGUUUUAGAGUUGCAGACUUGGGUUGCUCGUCGGGACCCAAUACAUUGCAGGUGAUCUCAGAGAUUAUUAACACCAUUAGUGACGAGAUCAACUGCGACCAGCACCAAGAUGAUGGCGAUCAUCAUGAUCCUGAAAUCCAAGUCUUCCUAAACGACCUUCCUACCAAUGAUUUCAACAGCAUUUUGAAAGAAGUUCCCGCAUUUUAUAAUCAACAUGAUAAAAAUAAGCUUCGGUGUUUUGUAUCGACUGUGGCUGGUUCUUUCUAUGGCAGACUGUUUCCCAAGGAGAGUCUUGAUUUUGUACAUUCUUCUACCAGUCUUCAGUGGCUCUCCAAGGCAAGUUUUUAUUACUUUCACAUAUAUAUAAACAUACACAUAUAUAUCAUACAUUUAUAGUGAAAGGCUCGGUGCCCUUUAUUAGGGAUCGUAUCCCGUUUUAUAGGGUAAUGACCAUAGUAUAUUUAUUUAAAUUAUAUGAACUCGAGUUAAGUAAAAUAACUUA
This is a messenger RNA of Carica papaya (papaya), 721 nucleotides long. NCBI's taxonomy places the organism in Eukaryota, Viridiplantae, Streptophyta, Magnoliopsida, Brassicales, Caricaceae. The record is from RefSeq and is a predicted model, not a curated record.